Messenger RNA from Elgaria multicarinata webbii, 793 nucleotides. It is a transcript of the gene ECSCR, whose product is annotated as endothelial cell surface expressed chemotaxis and apoptosis regulator. Gene Ontology annotation, biological process: positive regulation of proteasomal protein catabolic process; negative regulation of angiogenesis; positive regulation of endothelial cell apoptotic process. Gene Ontology annotation, cellular component: cytosol; plasma membrane. The coding region runs from base 112 to 534 and encodes 140 amino acids. The record is from RefSeq and is a predicted model, not a curated record. The transcript is spliced from 6 exons. Lineage: Eukaryota; Metazoa; Chordata; Lepidosauria; Squamata; Anguidae.
CCCCUGGACAAUCAGCGCAUGCAGGCAAACUUCUCUUCUCCUGUUGUUGUUUUUUCUGAUCACGGAAUGAACGGAGCUGUAGGGCACUAAGGAGUGGCAAGUGGAGGCACCAUGGAAUCUUUAAAAUUGCUGGUGCUUUUGUGGAUAUGGAACUGUGUUCUUCUGCAAGGCAUAUCUCAAGUGGUGACUCCCACAAAAGGUUUCCAGGACGCAAGGCCAGAUGUCCUCACCACCCCUUCCCCUGCAGAAGACAAAUCAGCGGCACUAACAGUGGCAGCAUUGGGUGUUAUCAUCUUCAUAGCAAUUCUGGUGGUUAUUGUGAUCAUCCUGGUCAGUGUGGUCAGCCUAAGAUUCAGAUGUCAUCAUUGCAAAGAUGUAGAAGAUAAACAGAAACUUCAACAUCCAAUGGUAUCUUAUAGCUGCUCUGAAGCCGAUGCCACAGCUAGCAAGAAGAAUGUCCUGCUGGUCUCCAUGAAGGAUUUAAACACAAGCAACAGUAAGGAAAGUUGUUGGGAAGACAAUGGUUGCGCAUGAAGAAUAAGAAAACAUUACAACGUUGCAACUUCAUUUUAGUCAUGAUGUGUGUUGUGUGUGUGUGUGGUGUGUGUGUUGAUGAAAUAAUUCCUGUUUGUAUCUGGGAUAUAAACAUAUGGAUUUGCCUUCUCAAUCAGCCCAUUGGUCCAUCCAGCCUAGUAUUAUUUAUUCUGACUGACAGGGGUUCCCCAUGGUCUAAAGCUCCAGAGACCCUCCCAGAACCCGUAACUGGAGAGUACGGGCCAGUUCACAUGCCAUG